AUGGAGUCAUCAUCGCCUCCAAAUGAAGUUGUUAAUAGUUCAAAACAAGCUUGCUUGGAAAUCAACUUGGAAGAUCUCCCUCUUGAUCCUGGACUACGCACUCGAAUUUGGGAUUACCAUCCUAAUGUUCAGGAUCAAGUUCGAAGGGCUUAUCUACAAAAAGGUCCUUUUCAGCCCCGAAACCAUUCCUUCCCCCAGAGGAUUAUUAGUGGAGGGCCAAGAAGGUUCAUUCCUGCUUGGUUUGAUGAAUUUCCUACUUGGUUGGAAUAUAGUGUAGCAAAAGAUGCUGCUUAUUGUUUCUGUUGCUAUCUUUUUAAACCAAAUACUGGAGAACAAGCAGGCAGUGAGUCUUUUGUUGGCAAAGGGUUUUCAAAUUGGAAGAAGAAGAGUGAAAGGUUACAAGUUAGUUGCAUGAGAUUUCUUUUGCGACAAGGGCUUCUGUUCUGUGGAGAUGAUGAAUAUGAAGAUUCAAACAACCAAGGAAUGUUUGCUGACCUUUUGAGAUUACGAUGUAAUUAUGAUGAGGAUAUAAAAGCUGUCACAUUGAACAAUGCUUCCUUAACCCUGAAGUUGACAUCAUCUGAUACUCAGAAGGACAUUGAAAUUGCUAUUUCGACGGAAAUCAUCAAUGCAAUCGUUAGAGAUAUUGGUGAUUCAUUAUUUUCCAUUCUUAUUGAUGAGUUUCAUGACAUGCCUUCACAGGAUCAGAUGGCUAUUGUAUUACGUUUUGUAGAUAAAGGUCAUGUAAUUGAGCGUUAUUUAGGUAUUGUGCAAGCUACCGACGACACCGCUGUCUCGCUUAAGGGGGCGAUUGAUGAUUUCUUUUCUACUCAUGGAUUAAGCAUGGCUAAGUUACGGGGUCAAGGUUAUGGUGGGACAAGUAAUAUGCAAGGUGAGUUGAAUAAUCUUAAGACACUUAUAGUGAAGGCGAAUGAGUGUGCAUUUUACGUCCAUUGCUUUGCUCAUGAUCUUCAUUCAACUCUUAUAGCCAUGUCAAAGAAUCAUUUAGAAAUUGUGGAUCUUUUUGCUUGGGUUGCUAAGGUGGUGAAUGUUGUUGGAGAAUUUGUUGAAUGUCGUGACACUCUUCGGGAGAAACAUGAUGUUUUAGUUUUUGAAGCACUCAAUACCAGCGAGCUUUUAAGUGAACAAGGUCUAAAUGAGGGCAGCUCCAAAUUUAAGACUUUGAUAAGCUUGUUUACCAUGUUCUCAUCUGUGAUAGAUGUACUUGAGGUCAUAGCAGAGUUUGGAUUAGAUUCUGAACAGAAAUCUAAAGCACGGGUUCUAUUGGGUCCCCUCCAGUCAUUUGGUUUUAUUUUUAGUCUACAUAUGAUGAUAAACAUUUUGCGAAUCACAGAUGGUUUGUCACAAGCAUUACAAAAAAAUGAUCAGGAUAUUGUGAAUGCCAUGAACCUAGUGAGAGUAUGUAAAGAACAAUUGCAAGUGAUGAAGGAGAGUGAUUGGGAUUCAUUACUCAAUGAGGUUUCUUCAUUUUGUCAAAAGCAUGAAAUUGAAGUGCAUAACAUGGAUGAUAGGUUUCUAACUCGAGGGAAAAAAAGAGAUCAGGUGAUCACAAACAUGCAUUAUUAUCGUGUUGAGUUGUUUUGUACUGUUAUAGAUAUGCAAAUUCAAGAGCUAAAUGUUCGAUUCACUGAAAUGAAUACAGGGUUGCUUCUUUGUGUGGCAUGUUUGAAUCCGAGUGAUUCAUUCUCUGCUUUUGACAAACAAAAGUUGAUUUGUCUUGCUCAGUAUUAUCCAAAUGACUUUUCUACACUUGACUUAAUGAUACUUGAAGAUCAGCUUGAGAAGUACAUUAUGGACAUGCGUUCUAGCAUCGAGUUUUCAGGAUUGAACGGGAUCGCUGAUCUUGCACAAAAAAUGGUUGAGACCAAAAAAGACUCUGUUUUCCCAUUAGUUUACUUGCUGUUGACAUUGGCACUUAUCUUACAAGUUGCAACUCCCAGGAUAGAUAGGGUGUUUUCUGCUAUGAAUAUUGUGAAGAAUCGAUUACGCAACCGAAUGGAAGAUGAAAGGAUGAAGGAUAGAUUGAUUCCAUAUAUUGAGACAGACAUUCUUGAUAGUAUCGACGAUGAGGUUAUUAUGCAACGAUUUCAAAAUAUGAAAAAUCGUCCAUGUAGUGUAGUAGCUCAUGCUAGAUAUUAUAUCUCAGGAUGCCAAGUGGUGCCACUCUGUUUUUUAUAUCUUGAAGACCAGUCCUCAGAAUUCUCAUAUGUCUGGCCACACAUUUGUGAUUCUGAGGGUUCUGCUCUUUGUGCAGACAAUAAGCAGGAGAUGAAAUCAAUGAUGUUUCAGCUGCCAUUCAAGAUUGACAACGCCUGUAUUGGUGACAAGGCACAGAAACAGAGUGAAGUGACUCGGAAUGAACAAUUUCAUGCAUCUUGCAAAGGAAGCCAUUGA
Messenger RNA from Prunus armeniaca (apricot), 2415 nucleotides. The record is from the annotation of a GenBank genome assembly. Lineage: Eukaryota; Viridiplantae; Streptophyta; Magnoliopsida; Rosales; Rosaceae.